Messenger RNA from Girardinichthys multiradiatus, 891 nucleotides. RefSeq names its product troponin I, fast skeletal muscle-like. Gene Ontology annotation, biological process: muscle contraction. Bases 94 to 642 code for a protein of 182 amino acids. The transcript has 7 exons. Gene Ontology annotation, cellular component: troponin complex. The record is from RefSeq and is a predicted model, not a curated record. Lineage: Eukaryota; Metazoa; Chordata; Actinopteri; Cyprinodontiformes; Goodeidae.
UGACACUUCUUUUGUUGCUGAUUACUGUUUUCUGUUUGUUUUCAGGUGGACCGAUGCCAUUAUGACUGAGUCUUUACAGCCUCGACUCUGAGGAUGAGGGUGUCAAGAUCAAGCACGGCCAAAAUGUCUGAGGGAAAGAAAAUGACAUCAAGCCGCAGGCAUCAAUUGAAGAGCUUGAUGCUGCAGAUUGCUACCAAAAGGCUUGAGGAGGAGAUGAAGGAAGUUGCAUCUGCUAAAGAGGCCUAUAUUGUUGAGAACUGUCCCCCGCCUGACCUUAGUGGAGACAUGGCUGCUCUCACGGAAUUCUGCAAGAAACUCCACAUGGCCAUUGACAAGAUUGAUGAGGAGAGGUAUGACAUAGAAGCCAAAGUUCAGAAGAUUAAUAAAGAGAUUGAGGAUCUGAAGCUGAAGGUGGUGGACCUCGCUGGAGUGAAGAAACCUGCCCUGAAAAAAGUGCGUAUGUCUGCUGACGCCAUGCUGAAGGCUCUGCUCGGCUCCAAACACACAGUCAACAUGGAUCUGAGGGCCAACCUGAAGCAGGUCAAGAAGCAGACUAAAGAGGAGCCAACAGAGGCAAUUGGUGAUUGGCGUAAAAACAUUGAGGACAAGGCCGACAGGAAGAAGAUGUUUGAAUCUUCCUAAAAUCCUUCAGGAUCCACGAGGAUGUUAGCAAGGGAGACAGGUCUGACUGACUGGGUGCAUCUCUGUGUCCCCUGGAGGCAUUCAAAGCCAAGAGUUGGGGUACUUUUUCUUGCUAUUCUAGUUGUUUCAUACUACACUCCUGGGAGAAGGAUGGAACGUAACCAAGAACUAUUAUGUAUGUAGUUAAACUUGUCAUCAGAAUGUACCAGAUUUAAUGAAAGCAAUAUAAAUAAAUCUUUUGAAAUAUGA